AUGAAUUCCACGACGCAGCCACCCCCAACGCUGACCAACCCUCGAUUCACUCUCGAGCUUGAGUUCGUCUCCUCGCUCGCUAACCCCUACUACCUAUCCCACCUCGCCGUCAACUACCCGAACCUGCUGGGCAUCUCGCGCGCCGACGACGACGAUGAAUCCUCUUCUGCCCCCGAUGCCCAGGCAUUCGCCGCAUACCUAGCCUACCUCUAUUCCUACUGGAAAACCCCGGAGUAUUCUCAAUUCCUGACGCACCCCGGCCCGACCCUGCGCGCGCUUCGCCUGCUCCAGGAGGACAAAUUCCGCCGCGAGAUCAUUCUUCCUCAGGUGAUCGAGGGAUUGGCGGGAUUCAUUGCGCCCAGCGAUCCUGCUGAAGCUGCAGCGACCGAAGUCGAUGCUACCAGCCAGGAGAUCGAGCAACAGGAGAAAAAAAUGGGUCGAAGACAUGAUCGCAUGCGCGCGACACCGAGGCCCAGCAAAUCCCGCAGCCACACCACAUCCAACAGAGGUCAGAGCAUUGAAAGAUUUACAAAAGCCUCAACCUCGUGCACGGCGACGAGCACCGUCAUCGACUCGGCAUUCCCCAUUGACACAACCAGCACGGCGGGGUGCGUGCUUCAUGUGCGACCGAGGCAUUGGACCGAUCGGCCGGAGGGUUUGUCGAUCGAACAGCAGCAGGAACGAGGCUGGUCCCAGUGCCAGGGACCAUGUUCAAAGCCGCCUGCACUUGUCGGGUUCGUCCCUUGA
Molecule: messenger RNA, 747 nt
Organism: Penicillium argentinense
Lineage: Eukaryota; Fungi; Ascomycota; Eurotiomycetes; Eurotiales; Aspergillaceae
Product: mediator of RNA polymerase II transcription subunit 31
Exons: 1
Coding region: 1-747 (248 amino acids)
Biological process (GO): regulation of transcription by RNA polymerase II
Cellular component (GO): mediator complex; core mediator complex
Molecular function (GO): transcription coregulator activity
Source: RefSeq, a predicted model, not a curated record